Raphanus sativus (radish) is the source of this 1766-nucleotide messenger RNA. Its product is annotated as rop guanine nucleotide exchange factor 4. Gene Ontology annotation, molecular function: guanyl-nucleotide exchange factor activity. The coding region runs from base 193 to 1581 and encodes 462 amino acids. NCBI's taxonomy places the organism in Eukaryota, Viridiplantae, Streptophyta, Magnoliopsida, Brassicales, Brassicaceae. The record is from RefSeq and is a predicted model, not a curated record. The transcript has 7 exons.
UCUCUCCCCACAAACAGAUCAAACAGCUAUCACUCGCCGGAGAUCAAUCAUUAUUUUAUCACUUUUAUUUAUAUUUUUAAAUAAUCUCAAGGUGAAGGUGGGGAGCCUCCAUGUCUUAACAACACUCAUCACGUUCAUUAGAGAAGAACUUGAAACUCGCUAGAGAACUCGAUCAUUUACACAAGAGUCUUGAUGGAGAGUUCAACGAGUUCCGACCAAAACGAGCUAACUGCCUCUGGAACUCCGACAAGCUCCGUCUCUUCACCGUACCGGAGAACGUACUCCGAUAUCUCCGGAUUAUCUCACCGGUUCGACGUUCAGAGCUUUUAUAACCGGCCGUCGAACACAAACGUCUUGAGUGGCCAUGAAGAAGAUCUCUCUGAAGACGCCGUUGAACCAAAAGAUAGCGUUGACGGUGGUGACGGAGAAGAUCAUGAUCAAGACAGUGACAUUGACUCUGCUGAAGACGCAGAGCUAGAGAUGAUGAGGGAAAGGUUCGCGAAGCUGUUGCUUGGUGAAGAUAUGUCAGGAAGUGGGAAAGGAGUUUGUACUGCUGUUACUGUCUCCAACGCCAUAACUAAUCUAUACGCGACUGUGUUUGGACAAAGUUUGAGAUUACAACCAUUGAGUACAGAGAAGAAGGAUCUUUGGAAACGAGAGAUGAAUUGUUUUAUGUCUAUAUGUGAUUACAUUGUCGAAGUUAUUCCGAGAUCUCUUGGUAACAAUGUUGAGAUAACAGAAACAAAACUAAGAUCAGACAUUCUGAUGAACCUUCCUGCUUUGAGAAAGCUCGAUAAUAUGCUAAUGGAGAUAUUGGAUAGCUUUACUGAGAAUGAGUUCUGGUACGUAGAGAGAGGAAGCUCAUCGAUGCACUCGAACAAUGAUGGUAGAGAUUCAGGAUCGUUUCGGAAAGUUGUGGUUCAACGGAAAGACGAGAAAUGGUGGCUCCCGGUGCCAUGUGUUCCUGCUGAAGGUUUAUCUGAAGAUGAACGCAAGAAUUUGCGUCACAAACGUGACUGUGCUAAUCAGAUACAUAAGGCUGCAUUGGCCAUUAACGACUCAACUCUUAAUGACAUGGAUAUUCCUGACUCUUACCUCACCACUCUCCCCAAGAGUGGGAAGGCAAGUGUAGGAGACGUGAUAUACAAGCAACUAUGCACAGCUGAGAAGUUUUAUCCAGACCAGCUUCUAGACAUCUUGAAGAUUUCAUCAGAGCACGAGGCGCUUGAGCUUGCCGACAAAGUCGAGGCUUCACUGGUUACAUGGAGGCGUAAGACUGGAGGGUUGACCCACUCUAGGUCAUCAUGGGACAUGAUGAAAGAUAUGGGUGGCGAAGCUGGGAAUGACAAGAACCAUAUUCUAGCCGCUCGAGCUAGGAGCUUACUGUUUUGUCUGAAACAGAGAUACCCUGAACUCUCUCAGACCUCGCUUGACAUCUGCAAGAUUCAGUAUAACCGAGAUGUGGGCAAGGCUGUAUUGGAAAGCUAUUCAAGGGUCUUAGAAGGUUUGGCUUAUAAUGUUGUGUCGUGGAUUGAUGAUGUUCUUUACGUCGACAGAACAGUCAGGAACAGAGAUGAUUAGGGUUUCAAUACUGAUUUUUUCUUUUUUUGACCACUGGCAACAUAAUAUGUUUUCCAUUUUCUGGAUGUAAUGAGAAUACAAAACAAAAUGUUUUUCUUUUGUGUUUGGUUAUGAUUGUGCUCUGAAUCUUAAAAGUACCUGAUUUUUUUGUGGUUAUGAUUGUGUUCUCAGCUAAAGUUCACUCA